Ananas comosus (pineapple) is the source of this 2180-nucleotide messenger RNA. Its product is annotated as protein MAIN-LIKE 2-like. The transcript has 6 exons. NCBI's taxonomy places the organism in Eukaryota, Viridiplantae, Streptophyta, Magnoliopsida, Poales, Bromeliaceae. The record is from RefSeq and is a predicted model, not a curated record. Gene Ontology annotation, biological process: meristem development; meristem maintenance. The coding region runs from base 158 to 1855 and encodes 565 amino acids.
UCUCUCUCUCUCGCUCACCUUUUGCCCUCAAACAGAUUAAGUAUUGAGAAGUAUUAAGAUCUUCUUUUUCCGCCCAUCCCUGACCACCAUUCUUGAGCUACUUGGGCUAUAAACUAAACAAGCUAACAACCUAUUACGAUCUCUUAUUAAGCAUCACAUGGAUUUGGGAACUGGGGAUCCACUGUUACCAGAUCAAAACGGCCAACUUAAAAGACCACUACUACGUAAGGGAAAAGCUAUGCUGCAAAUAUCCCAGCGAACAACAAAGCUGAACAAAUGGGUGUUGAAUGAAAAGCAGAAACAAUUGGUAUCUAUAACUGGACUAGGAAAUCUUAUGCAUUGUACGGGAUUCAUUGUUGAUCGGUUUUUGCUCUCAGCAUUCUGUGAGUGGUGGAAUAGCAAAACUAACACUGCACACUUUCAUGGCUUCGAGAUGGCCCCAUCGCUUCGAGAUGUUUCUUACAUUCUAGGCAUCCCUGUCACUGGACAAGCAGUAACGGGAGAACCUCCUGGUCCCAAUGCGGCCAGAAGACUAUGCUUACAAUAUUUAGGGAAGGACCCUGGGGUGUGGAAUGGUAAAUAUGGCUUAAUUAGACUUACUUGGUUGUUCAAUGAAUUCCAUGAAUUACCUGAGAAUCCAACCAUCGACGAGAUUGAGUAUAGCACAAGAGCUUACCUGCUAUACUUGAUUGGAUCCACUUUGUUUACAAGUCUAACAAACGGAUUUGUUUCACCAAGGUAUUUGCCACUUUUGGGGGACAUUGAGAAUAUUCAUCGGUAUGCGUGGGGUGCUGCCGCAUUAGCUCAUUUGUAUCAAGGUUUAUCCACUGCAGUAAAUCCCGAUGCCACCAAGUUUUUAUCUGGCAGUGCUACAUUGCUUAUGUCUUGGAUAUAUGAGUAUUUACCAGUAACACGUCGCGAGGUGAAGAACCAAGACUUCUCUGCUUUUCCGCGUGCCUGCAGGUGGAAAUUUAGUAGGGGGAACUGUGGUGUAAGAAAGAGUGUUUCGGCUUUCAGAGGAGAUUUUAAUUUGCUUCAAUUAUCAGAGGUCAAUUGGACACCAUAUGAGGACAUGGAUCGCAGUAUUAUUCCGGAGUAUUGCCAUGCUUCUGAUAAUAUUUGCCAAACUCGGACAUGGCUUUUUAAUUUCAAUAUAAAAGAGAUAUAUGUUCCUGAAAGGUUUGCUCGACAAUUUGGGCAUGAGCAGCAAGAACUUGAUGAUGUGCCACAUUGGCAAAGAAGAACAACAAAUUCUUGGAUGGAUUGGAGAGUAGAAUAUGCUCAGGAAAUUGAAGAAUUUAAUCGAUUGUUCAAUAUUUAUCAUAAGGAGGUCAAUCCACCAUCAAGUAAUCAAGGAGCAAAAGAGUAUUCUCAUAUCAAUUAUAUGAUGAUGGUGAAAGCUCUGAAGAAUGACCUCCCAGUGAUUGCUAAAUAUCUUGAAGGGCAAGAAUUACCUAUUGAGGUUGGAAGAUCCCUUGAAAAGUUGAAUAGUCUGAUGAGUUUUCCGCUGCUGAAAUCCAUUUCGAGGACAAAACAAGUAACCAAGAAGCAGAAGAUGAGUAAACAAGAACAGUUCGAGGUGACUGAGAAGCAGAAAAUUAGGAAACAAGAACAAAUCGAUUCCACUAAAGUAUUGGAGUCGCCAAGAUGUUCAGAUAGAAAAGCAGCAACCAAUGUGCGAAGGAGCUCGGGCACAGUUGAAUCUAAGAAAAGAAAGUGGCGUGGUACGAAAUCUGAUCGGGUGAAGAUAGAGAGCAAUCGACUACGAAGGAGUGGUAGGAUGUGCGUGCAGAUUAAGAAGUUCAAGCACAAGGAUGGACAGGGAGCGGAUCCAUCCAAUCCAAUCUCACUCUGAUGUAGAGUGUCUUCUUAUAGGGAAAUCCUCAACCAACCCCCAUUUGAUUUAAUGUCUCUGCACUUUGCUAUUCCGUGGUUCCGUUUGUCGCACUUAACUAUAUCAUGGUUACUGUUUUACUAUGCUACAAGGACCUCUUAUUGAUGGUAGAUUAGAGAUGGCACUUGGGAUGAUAAACUAUAAAACUCAAUAUAUUCAUGUGGGCGCAAAAUAGAGCCAUGAUCUCUAUGUGCCUUUCAAACCCGCCAUUAGUGAGAGGUCUUUGCAGGCUAGUGAAGUGUAACAAAUGAAAUUACAGGUAGCGAAGUGCGAGUACUUUAAACAA